AUGGCCAAGCCAACCAUCCUUUACACUGGCCAGCCCAUCAUGUUUGCACAUGAAGCUUGGGCCACGUUCCGCACUAGAUUCGACAUCCUCACCUACGACCUGAAGACGCGAGCCGAACUCAUCGAGGCCUUCUCCCCAGGGGGUAAAUACUCCAAGAUCGACGCAAUAAUCCGCCCUAACCUCUCCCCAACCAUGCUCCCUCCGCUCGAUAAAGAGCUGGUUGGCCAUCUGCCCUCUUCGUGCAAAAUCGUCUCGUAUUGUAACCAUGGCUAUGAUGGCGAGGAUGUCGAGGCUCUCGAGCGAAGAGGAAUAUGGUACUGCAACGGUGCCGGGGGCGCAACCGAGUCAACCGCCGACAUUGGCCUUUUCCUUAUCCUUGCCGCCUUUCGCUUUACCUCAUUUGGUGAGCUGACUCUCCGAAAAACAGGAGAGGCUCGGCAGUUCCACGUCCAAGACAUCUGCGCCGAAGCACACGAGCCCGGCGGCAAGGUCCUCGGGAUAGUUGGGAUGGGCGGAAUCGGCACAGCGGUUGCAAGACGGGCUCGGGCUCUAGGCAUGGCGAUCCACUACUCAGACCGCCGCAGAAAACAGACCGGCGAGGAGGGGGCCCUUGGCAAUGCAGUCUACCACGAGACUGUCGAGUCUCUACUUGAAGCCUGUGAUUGCCUCCUCCUCACCUGUCCUCAUACCCCAGAGACACAUCACCUUGUCAAUGCCGCCACGCUGGCAAAGAUGAAGAGGGGGAGCAGAGUGGUAAAUAUCGGACGGGGCAAGUGUGUUGAUGAAGAUGCUUUGGCGGAUGCCAUCGAGACGGGGCAUAUUACAAGUGCAGCCUUGGACGUAUUCCAUGACGAACCCAUCAUUAACCCGCGAUUGCUCAAGAGUUGGAGAGUAACCCUACUUCCUCACAUGGCUGGAAGCACUAUUGAUGCCGAUAGGAAAUUCGAAGAAAUCGCCAUGCAGAAUCUUGAAGCCUAUUUCCUCGGUGAUGGGAAGCCACUUACUCCUGUCAACAAGGUUUCUUCAAACUGA
Fusarium keratoplasticum is the source of this 1032-nucleotide messenger RNA. RefSeq lists its product as uncharacterized. Bases 1 to 1032 code for a protein of 343 amino acids. Gene Ontology annotation, cellular component: cytosol. Gene Ontology annotation, molecular function: hydroxypyruvate reductase [NAD(P)H] activity; NAD binding; glyoxylate reductase (NADPH) activity. Lineage: Eukaryota; Fungi; Ascomycota; Sordariomycetes; Hypocreales; Nectriaceae. The transcript has 3 exons. The record is from RefSeq and is a predicted model, not a curated record.